AUGGAUUCCAGUUCUGGCAUGGCCUCGUUUGGAGCAAACACCACGGAGAAUGUGGAACGGAUAAUUUCGCAAAUUAAGUCGCAGGAAUACACGUACACAAGAUGCACUUUCACAUCUGCGCCUACGAAGAAGGCAGACCUAAAAAAGACAAAGAUCCCUUUUAUUGUUUCUGCGACCAUUCUUCCUUUGCACGAGCAGCCAGCGAAGAGAGUUGAAGCAAUUCCAAGAUGCACAAACUGCAGGGCGUAUUUGAGCAUGUACUGCGAGGUCAUUCCCCCCGGGUACAAGUGGAGGUGUGCUCUCUGCAGAUGCACAAACGACUCGCAGCGGCCCCUCCACUCGUACGGAGGGUCUUUGCGCGUGUUCAGCCCGUCAGAAAACGCAGAAAACAACAAGAGGGUCAGCAACAACCCCGUGCUCACGGAGAGCAUACUCGAGUUUGUCUCGCCCUCAGAGAAGGCCACGCCGCCGGCUGCCUUUAUGGUGUUUAUUGUGGAGUGCACGCCUGAAAGCGUCGAGAAGGGCACGUUCAGCACGGUCCUGCGGCAAAUAGUGGGCGCGCUGGAAUAUCUGAACGAUCCGCACGAGAGAGCCCGCAUGUGCAUUAUGCUGGUUUCGUCGACUGUUGAGAUAGUUCGCCUGUGCGGGGAGACUUUGGAGGUUGACCGAAUCAACGAAGUGGAGGGGGCGCUUCCCAUGAUCUUGGAGGAGGAGUACACAGCGAAGGUGCACGAAAUCAGAGAGCGCCUGCAGGAAAAAGUUGGCCAAAUAGAAGAGUAUAUUCUGGGGGCGCCGCGAGAGCAUGGAAACAACUUUGGCCUGGCCUUGAAAGUUCUGAAGAGAAUGUCUAACCGGCGGGCCGAGGUGUUUGGGUUUCUGGCCACGCCGCCGUCAGUGAAGGCUGGGGCCAUAAAUAAGCCCACGCCUGGGCUGCGGCCAAACAACACGUUUUACGAGAACAUGGCGAUGAGCCUGCUGGAGGAAAACAUUUCGGUAAACCUCUACAUCCUCUCGGCAAAGACGGUUGAGGUGCCCACCCUGAUGCCUCUUGUGGAGAAGACUGGGGGGUACAUUCGAUACUACCCGGCGUUUAUAGGGCAUUACUCGCCCGAUAAAGAGGCGCUCCGGUGGGACCUGAUCCAGCACUUCUCCUUGGACAACGGGAACAACGCGUACUGCAGAGUCCGCGCUUCAAACGAGGUAUCCAUCCGGAAAUACUGGGGAGUGGACGUGCAGAACGACGGGCUGAUCAAGCUGGCCCGGCUCUCUCGGGGGAAAACAAUUUCCUUUGAAAUCGAGUACGACCAGGACCUUGUUUUGGAAGGCCUCACAAUACAGAUAGCCACUAUAUAUACGAACUCGGGCGGAGAGCGGGUUGUGCGCAUUCUCAACUUCUCUGUUGAUUUGGGCCCGGUCUCUAUAGACAUUCUGGGAAUUGUGCACGGGAUAGCCCUGAAGGCGCUUGACGCGGAGAUCGCGCAGAAAGGCCAGGGCAUAAAGACGGCCUUGGCCAUGGGCACCAGCACAAUUGAGUUCGCAGGUAUAGUAGGAGCCAUGGCGGCGUUCCCCAUCUUUAUGCACGCCCUUGUUAAAAACAAAGUGUUCAAGAACGUUUCGCCAGACCUGCGCGGGCUUAUGUAUCUGACUUUUUUGGAGGCGCCUAUGAAGACGGUGGACGCGCUGAUAUACCCUACUCUUGUUAGAAUUGGCAUGGAAGGCUACGAGGGCGCCUCGGACGUGGUUUUGCCCACGCCUGUCAGGCUGUCGUGCAGCAGCAUCACAGCAGACGGCAUAUACUACUUAGACAGCGGUAUAAUUGUCUACAUAUUUAUAGGAAAUAACGUAGAGUGUAAUAUGCUGGCAGAGGUCCAGGGGCGCACGGUCAUCAGCCCAGAAGACAAAGACUCGGAGCCCAUCAGAAACGCCAUGGACUACCUUGUGGACGGAAGAGUGGCGGACCCUGUCACAUACAUAGUCCACCAGGAGGGAUACUCUUUCCUUCUGGAGGGCAUGCAAUCCAUGCUGCUGGACGACGGAGCAUCCCCUGUCUCGUCAAACUACCAGGAGUACUACAACAGAUUCUUGGCGAAGGGAUACAUAAAGUAG
Molecule: messenger RNA, 2106 nt
Organism: Nematocida major
Lineage: Eukaryota; Fungi; Microsporidia
Product: protein transport protein SEC24
Exons: 1
Coding region: 1-2106 (701 amino acids)
Biological process (GO): intracellular protein transport; COPII-coated vesicle cargo loading; endoplasmic reticulum to Golgi vesicle-mediated transport
Cellular component (GO): endoplasmic reticulum exit site; COPII vesicle coat
Molecular function (GO): zinc ion binding; SNARE binding
Source: RefSeq, a predicted model, not a curated record